AUGCUUCUUGAGCUAUAUUUUCAGAGGACUAUAAUUAAGAUUAGUAACAAGUUUAUGGGAUCACCGGGGAGAAGCAACAUUGAAAAUAUGAUGGCGGGUUCAGCUCUAAGAAGGCUCAUGGCCGAAUAUAAACAACUUACACUUAAUCCUCCUGAAGGAAUUAUAGCUGGUCCAGUGAAUGAAGAAAAUUUCUUUGAAUGGGAAGCUUUAAUAACGGGACCUGAAGGAACAUGCUUCGAAGGAGGUAUAUUUCCAGCAAAGUUACAAUUUCCUCCAGAUUACCCGCUGAGCCCACCUAAAAUGCAAUUUGUUUGUGAAAUGUUCCACCCUAAUAUCUAUGCUGAUGGCAGAGUUUGUAUAUCAAUCCUCCAUGCCCCUGGUGAUGAUCCCAUGGGAUAUGAAACAAGCGCAGAGAGAUGGUCACCUGUGCAAAGUGUUGAAAAAAUACUUUUAUCGGUUGUCAGCAUGUUGGCAGAGCCAAAUGAUGAAAGUGGUGCCAAUGUGGAUGCAGCAAAAAUGUGGAGGGAGGAUCGAGAGCAAUUUAAUAAAAUUGCUGAAAGGCUAGUAAGAAGAACGUUAGACCUUCCGCCCCCUUAA
Messenger RNA from Leptosia nina, 597 nucleotides. The record is from the annotation of a GenBank genome assembly. NCBI's taxonomy places the organism in Eukaryota, Metazoa, Arthropoda, Insecta, Lepidoptera, Pieridae.